CAGAAUACAAACAAUUGCGUCAGCCGGCAUCGUAAGUGCAACCUGCAGUUUGAAAUAUUCAGAAUAUACCACAUCGAAGCAAGUAGCAAAUUAUCGGUAGCCCAGUUAUCGAUAGCUUAGCUGUUGCUCUGGUAUUAUCGUGCGAAAAACAAAUCCAAUUGGAUAAAGCAGAUUCCGCCAUGGAUUUCAUUGAGCGAGAAUUAUCAGAUAUACGAGCUAAUUGCGAAGAGCAAACCAUUAAAUUAAUCACCUGUAAUGCAACAUUAGUGCGCAUAGAUCUGCUGCCGCAACGGCCAAAUCGCAGCAUGACAGUUUGUUUACGUUUUCCGGAGGAUUAUCCGCAACGCUGCUCGAUUCUUGUGGAGCUCAAAAGUCGCGUCUACUCGGAUAAGUUGCUGGCGGAGCUCACCCGACUGUUGGACGAACAUGCCAAACAGCAUUUGGGCAAACCUCAAGCGGUACUUGUACUUCGCUUUGCCCUGCAAUAUCUGUCGGAUAAUCCACUCUGCAUUUGCCUGGACGAGAUCAAGCAGCUGCGUCAGGAUCUCAAGUCGGAUAACGUAAGUCAGCUGAAGCUGCGACAACGCAACAGCUGCGUCGAGAUAACUGCACGAGGUGGUCAAUACUACUAUCGCUUGACAGCCGCUGUGCCCGACGAUUAUCCGCAGCAAGCGGUCGAUUUGCGCGGCCAGGAGUCAAAUCUACCCAAUGUCCUGCUACGAUAUCUCAACGGACAAUCGCGUGAGAUUGCCCGGCAAUGUGUUGAGCCACCAUUGCGUCUCAGCAAAGAUGAAUUGGCCAAUUUCCGACCAUCUCGAAGUUUGUAUCGCACGUUGAAGUUUUGUUUGGAGGCCACACGUGACUUUCACUUGGAGUUGUGUCCCAUUUGUGAUAAUCCUGUGCUGCCACAGCAGCCAGAGAAAGUGGUGCUUGAUGAUCGUGACGAUGCGUUUGUGGAACGAGUCUAUUGUGGGCAUCUCUUCCAUCAGGGCUGCCUCAAGCUUUAUCUAUCAGAGCCUCCGUUUCCCAAGUCGGGCAAACUGUGUCCAGCCAAGCGACGUCAUCCUCGCUCCGAUGCACAUAGCUACAUGGGCAAGGGAGCGAUCACAGCUGCUACAUCCUCUGGGAUUAAACUGGAUAAUAGCGAUAAUCGAUGUGGCAUCAAAUUGGCCCACGAUCGUUGGGUUGUCAGUGUAAAGACAGCCGAGGCACGGUGGGCACAAAAGCAGGCGCGACAACGCGAGCUCGAGGAAGUGGUGGAUUUUUUACAGUAAGUCGCAAGCGAAAGAAGACUUCGUUUUGUAUAUAAGAGUAUAAGUAUAUUUAAAUAUUGUGAUCGAAUACACUUAAAAAUGGGCUGCAGAUGCUAAGAGAUAUGAAAAUAAAUAGAGAAAUUAAAUAAUGAGUAUUGGUCAAUUGUGGAUGUCGUUGAUGUCAAUACGUUGUGCGUCUAGUUGCUGUGGGAGCGCUGCUUAGUUGCUUAGAAAGCGGUGACAAUCUCAUCCGCUUCGUGCCGCUUGAUGGGAUCACCUUUAAUCAGCGAUGAAAUGAGACUGAAAAUAACCGUAAGUUAAUGCAAAUUAAUGACACUCAUGAAGAGUAAAAAUCAAGGAGCGAAAAUAUUAUUAUUAUUAUUAUUAUUUAUUAUUAUUUUUAUACAAAGCCAAAAAUAAUUAUGAUUAGAAACAUAUUAAAUUAUUUUAAAUACAAUAAUACAAUUAUCGUAAAAGGAAAACAAAAAACAUAAAAAUACCAAUAUUACCAUGUAAUAUUUAUAAAUGAAAUAAUGAUGAUAACGGUCCCUGUUAUAAAUGUAUAUAGUAUAUUUAUGUCACUCACCAAUACAAUCCAACGAAGAACAUUACAAAAUAAUAUCCCAGAUAGAUCAUGCAGUUCCUCAAAUGAACCUUCAAGAGUCCUCGACUGUGAAUAUCAACAGGAUCAUAGACGCCAAGACUGUCACGACGCUGGCGAUGCAGCUCAUAAAAUAACCAAACGACCAUUGGUAAAUUGAGCAAGAACAUUAUCCAGUGACUGCAAUAGAGAUGCUCCACAUUUAAUGCUUAUUAAUGGAGGAAAAGUGGUGGAAAAGUUACCCGCAAAUUAAAAGCAGAAAACAGAGCAACGCAUGAGAACCGAAUUUGGGUAUGACCCAGAAGUUUAGGCGACGACAGCAUUCCUGGGCAUUGAGGUAGUCGCACUCCAAGUCGGCCAGCGUCAACACCUACAUGAAACGUAAAGAUUUUCAUUCAAUUUUCACUUUUCCGGUACACGCACAACACAAACAAAAAGAGGCAAACAACUUACAUAGUAAAUUAAUAGCAAUAGAAUGGCGCCAUAGACGAGCAGCGUAAUGCAGAACACAGCUGUUUCGGGCAGAAACAUAAUUGCACUAGAGAUUACA
Molecule: messenger RNA, 2404 nt
Organism: Drosophila sulfurigaster albostrigata
Lineage: Eukaryota; Metazoa; Arthropoda; Insecta; Diptera; Drosophilidae
Exons: 1
Coding region: 180-1274 (364 amino acids)
Molecular function (GO): protein binding
Source: RefSeq, a predicted model, not a curated record